AUGUCUGCCAUACAUGAAUGGAGGAAUGUAAAGUUCUUUCAGGAGCUUCCUGACCCCGACAAUACUCUCAGCUUCCACGACAGCAGCUUCACCCGUUUCCCCGAUUUCCCAAUCGAGCUGAGAAAGAUGAUCUGGGAGGCCGCCAUCGAGUUGGUGCCACAGCAGUUGAUCUAUGUCAACGACUUUCUCUAUCGGCCGGUUUGCGAACGUCAGCCUUCUUUCAUCUGGGAUCUCUUUCAAGUCAACCGGGAGAGCCGCAAAAUCAUUCGUGCAGAAUACAUAUUUGUAGGCUCUGGAAGAUAUGCAGAACCUACAAUCAAUCGAGAUGGAUGGUAUUUAAACAAGUCACGAGAUAUCCUUUGCAUUUACGACUGUCUGCUCGAGCGGACUGGGAAUUCCAUCUUUAUAGAGGAAGACCGCAUCCAAUCAUACAACGAAAAAUACAUUGAAUACUCCGCCACGUAUUCUAGCCACUACUUCAAAUGGAAACAAUACUAUUUCGACUGUGUCAAGGCAAUGAAGAGAGUAGAGAUUCGCAGACCGAACAUAGAUCACGAUACACAGGCAAAUAUCGACUCCGCGAGGGAUGUUGUCGAUGAGCACCUAAAAUUUCCGCAAUAUUUGGCCAACUUUCCUUCCAUGAAGGAGGUCAAAGUAGUCCCUCAUCGAUGGAGCUCCAGGAGCAAAAAGGAGAUGGAGAUCUGCGAGACGAUUUUAGCGACACUCUUGGAGGACUUUCAAGCAACAGACAAAACGUACCGAAUUCCGAAUAUCACGUUUAAGCAAGACUCCCCCGAGCAGAUGGCUCUCGAAGAGCUUGAAGGAGACUGGCAGGACAAUCUCUUUAUGGGUUUGCCUGAAGAUUAUGAAGAGUUCCUCUUAGACUCAUCCCCAGAAGCUGACGAGGAGUUCAAUUACAUGGUGGGCUUGUACGCUUCGGACUUGGCACUGGAAGAAUAG
Messenger RNA from Hyaloscypha bicolor E, 960 nucleotides. RefSeq lists its product as uncharacterized. The coding region runs from base 1 to 960 and encodes 319 amino acids. The record is from RefSeq and is a predicted model, not a curated record. The transcript has a single exon. NCBI's taxonomy places the organism in Eukaryota, Fungi, Ascomycota, Leotiomycetes, Helotiales, Hyaloscyphaceae.